Messenger RNA from Psammomys obesus (fat sand rat), 1004 nucleotides. RefSeq lists its product as uncharacterized. Bases 1 to 972 code for a protein of 323 amino acids. The transcript has 4 exons. The record is from RefSeq and is a predicted model, not a curated record. Lineage: Eukaryota; Metazoa; Chordata; Mammalia; Rodentia; Muridae.
AUGAAGAUGAAGGAUGGAAGCCUCACCAACAAGGACCUAAGGGGCCCCUCCAUCACUACGGUCUUCUACAUGAACACGAAAGUCAACAGGCAAAAUCCCAUUUCCUCCCAGAAUGAACAGGAAGCUUCCCCGACCUGCACUCCCACUUUUCUAGGGGGGAGACUCCAUUUUGACUGUGGGGUGCCACCGCUCCCAGACAGGAAACCAGCAGAACACGUGUACAUGGGGCUGGCCGGGCGGCCCGGAGCCGCAGUUCCCGUUACCUUCGAUCGCCUGCCCCCCCCGCUGCUUCUCGCGGCCGCAUUGGGGGGCUGCGGCGGCGCUGGACUCGCGGGGGCCCCCGCCGCCGGGUCGCGCCGUCUCCCCGCCGAGCUGCACCGACCGCGGCCGGAACACCCGGCUCCAGCGCCCGGCGCCCGCCCGGGGUCGGCGGCUCGGCUCCCACCCGGGCCCGGAGUCCUGCUGGGUCCUAGCGCUCGCCGCCGGGGCCGCGGCCCGCUCUGCAGCCUGCACGUACGGCGGGGCGGCCGGGGAGCGGUGGGGGGGGAGCCCCGGGAAAGCACGGGCGGGAAAGCCGAGCCGCCGUGGGUGCGGAGAAAGGGGAAGCUCAGUGCCGACGCCUGGGUACGCGGAGACGGACGCCGGCUCCCGCCGGACUCCCAGAAGACAGAUGCUGGGAUCUGCAGCCCGGGCGGAGAGCACGAGCGUGGCCCGGAGGUUUGCUCCGUGCACCUGUGGUAUAGAGUGCGCUCCCAGAAGGGGGAAGCUGCUACCUUGCUGGGAGUUCGCCACACCAGGGUUCCCCGCCCCGGCCCCGCCCCAACUCCCCACAUCUACCCUCCUCCUGGCUCUCUGCAACUUUUGGGUUUACUGCGGCCCACCUGGAAAGAACAGAAAACGUCCCUUCGAAAAGUGUCUGUUUGCCCUCGCCUUUCCAGUGAUGGCUACCUAAAUGUAACGGAAGAUUUUUAAAUAUUAUUAAUUAAACAUCACCGCUACCUCUU